AUGACCCGGUCUACAGUAAAUGCCGCUUCUCUAUUCCAGUGUCUAUUUUGGGGUCCAGUGCUGUUUUACGCUGAUCUUGGCUUCUUUGGUUUCCAGGUACUCAGCCCAACUGGCCCCAAAGCACUCCAUUUUGGACAGCGGUAUAUAUGGUUCAUCAAGUCAUCGGCGGCUCUGGCAACUUGA
Molecule: messenger RNA, 183 nt
Organism: Penicillium longicatenatum
Lineage: Eukaryota; Fungi; Ascomycota; Eurotiomycetes; Eurotiales; Aspergillaceae
Exons: 2
Coding region: 1-183 (60 amino acids)
Source: RefSeq, a predicted model, not a curated record